AUGACCACAUUCAAGGAGGCAGUGACCUUCACGGAUGUGGCUGUGACCUUCACGGAGGAGGAGUUGGGGCUGCUGGACUCGGCUCAGAAGAAGCUGUACCAGGAUGUGAUGCUGGAGAACUUCCGGAAUCUGGUCUCAGUGGGGUGUCACCCCUUCAGACAUGAUAUAUUUCACUUAGAAAAGGAAAAAAGGCUUUGGGUGGUGAAGACAGCAACCCAAAGAGAAGGAAAGUCAGAAGAAAAGAUCCAAAGUGAGAUGGAGACUAUUUCAGAAGUAGGACCACAUGAAGAGCUUUCCUGCUGGCAGAUCUGGCAACACAUUGCAAGUGACUUAACCAGGUGGCAAGACUCCAGGAUAAAACAUUCUGAAUUCCACCAACAACGUGACUCACCUAGCCAGAAUGGGGCAGGACUAUCUGUAAUUCACACAGGCCAGACACCUUCUCAGUAUAAUGAAUGUACAAAAUCUUUUGGUGAUCUCUCCAACUUUGAUCUUCAUCAACAAAUUCACUCAGGAGAGAAGUGUCAUACAUGUUGUGAGUGUGGAAAAAGCUUCUGUUACAGCUCAGCACUUCGCAUUCAUCAGAGAGUUCACUCGGGAGAGAAACGCUAUAAGUGUGAUGAGUGUGGCAAGGAAUUCAGCCAGAGUUCACAGCUGCAAAUUCAUCAGAAAGUCCACACUGUAGAGAAGCCAUUCAGAUGUGAGCAGUGUGGGAAAGGCUUCAGUCGUAGAUCAACACUUACUGUUCAUUGUAAAUUACACACGGGAGAGAAACCUUACAAUUGUGACAAAUGUGGAAGGGCUUUCAUUCAUGCUUCACAUCUUCAGGAACAUCAGAGAAUCCACACUGGGGAGAAACCGUUCAAAUGUGAUAUAUGUGGUAAGAACUUCCGCCGCAGAUCAGCACUUAACAGUCAUUGUAUGGUCCACACUGGAGAGAAACCGUACAAAUGUGAGGAGUGUGGGAAGUGUUUCACUUGUAGCUCAAAUCUGCAUAUCCACCAGAGGGUCCACACAGGAGAGAAACCUUAUAAAUGUGAGGAGUGCAGUAAAUGCUUCGUUCAGCCUUCACAAUUUCAGGCCCAUCGAAGAAUUCACACCGGAGAGAAACCAUAUGUAUGUAAAGUGUGUGGUAAGGGCUUCAUUUACAGUUCAAGUUUUCAAGCCCAUCAGGGAGUCCACACAGGAGAGAAACCAUACACAUGCAAUGAGUGUGGGAAGAACUUCAGGAUGAAAAUCCAUUAUCAAGUUCAUCUGGUUGUCCACACAGGAGAGAAACCCUAUAAAUGUGAGGUAUGUGGGAAAGGCUUUCGUCAGAGUUCGUAUCUUAAAAUCCAUCAGAAGGCCCACAGCAUAGAGAAGCCCUACAAGUGCGAGGAGUGCGGGCAGGGCUUCAAUCAGAGUUCACGACUUCAGAUCCACCAGCUGAUCCAUACUGGUGAGAAACCAUACAAAUGCGAAGAGUGUGGGAAGGGAUUCAGUCGUAGAGCAGAUCUUAAAAUUCACUGCAGAAUCCACACUGGAGAGAAACCGUAUAAUUGUGAGGAGUGUGGAAAAGUCUUUAGUCAGGCCUCUCAUCUUCUGACCCAUCAGAGAGUCCACAGUGGAGAAAAGCCAUUCAAAUGUGAAAAGUGUGGCAAGAGCUUCAGUCGGAGUUCACACCUUCAAGCCCACCAAAAAGUCCACACUGGAGAGAAGCCAUACAAAUGUGAGGAGUGUGGGAAGGGCUUCAAGUGGAGCCUGAACCUCGACAUGCAUCAGAGGGUCCACACAGGAGAGAAACCAUAUAAGUGUGGGGAGUGUGGGAAGUACUUCAGUCAGGCCUCAAGUCUUCAGCUUCAUCAGAGUGUCCACACUGGAGAGAAGCCCUACAGAUGUGACGUGUGUGGUAAAGUCUUCAGUCGGUCUUCACAGCUUCAGUAUCACAGGCGAGUCCACACAGGGGAGAAACCUUACAAGUGUGAGAUGUGUGGUAAGAGCUUCAGUUGGCGCUCCAAUCUUGUAAGUCAUCACAAAAUUCAUACUGGAGGUACCUGA
Molecule: messenger RNA, 2037 nt
Organism: Budorcas taxicolor (takin)
Lineage: Eukaryota; Metazoa; Chordata; Mammalia; Artiodactyla; Bovidae
Product: zinc finger protein 234-like
Exons: 4
Coding region: 1-2037 (678 amino acids)
Biological process (GO): negative regulation of transcription by RNA polymerase II
Molecular function (GO): DNA-binding transcription repressor activity, RNA polymerase II-specific
Source: RefSeq, a predicted model, not a curated record